Molecule: messenger RNA, 1459 nt
Organism: Camellia sinensis
Lineage: Eukaryota; Viridiplantae; Streptophyta; Magnoliopsida; Ericales; Theaceae
Gene: UMAMIT22
Product: nodulin MtN21 /EamA-like transporter family protein
Cellular component (GO): membrane
Molecular function (GO): transmembrane transporter activity
Source: RefSeq, a predicted model, not a curated record
UAGUUGAACCCACCUCGAUAUCAAUUGGUGGGGAAACUGCACCAUGCAUGGGGUAUUCUAGUGCAUGGCUUCUCUAUAAAUUGAACAGCUAUGGAAUCUAAAUUUCCCAAACAAAGCCAAGACAGUUUAAGAUGAAGAGUUUACCUAGUUUUGUCAUCCUUAUGGACAGCAAUAAGCCAUAUAUUGCAAUGAUUUUUAUACAGUUUGUGUAUGCUGGCAUGGCCUUGUUUUCCAAGGCAGCAAUAGCCAAAGGAAUGAACCCUUUUGUGUUUGUUGUUUAUCGGCAAGCAUUUGCCACAGUUGUCUUAGCUCCGUUGGCUUUCUUCAUUGAAAGAAAGAAGUCUGCUCCCCUCUCAUACAAAUUAGUAUGGAAGAUAUUUUUGGUUUCCUUAUUUGGGCUUACCCUGAGUUUAAAUCUCUACUAUAUUGCAAUGAACUACACUUCUGCAACAUUUGCUGCUGCCACUACAAACACAAUUCCUGUCAUUACCGUCAUGAUGGCCAUAUUAUUGAGGAUGGAAAGCAUUACAAUAAAGCAAUGGCAUGGAGUCGCCAAAGUUUUGGGUUCUGUACUAACUGUUUCAGGGGCUUUGGUGUUUGCCUUUGUCAAGGGACCUCCUAUAAAGUUCAUGAACAAUUUCUCGACAAACCCAAGUGAAAUUCCAACCCCAUCCAUCAACCAUUGUAAUUCGAAAGGGGACUGGGUAAAAGGUUCUCUUAUCAUGCUCUCUGCCAACACAGCAUGGUCCUUGUGGCUUGUUAUGCAGGUUCCUGUAAUCAAGCAAUAUCCAGCAAAACUACGUCUGACAACUCUGCAAUGCUUCUUUAGCUGCAUACAAUCUGCAGUUUGGGCUGUUGCGGUGGAGAGGAAUGCGUCAGCAUGGAAGCUUCAAUGGGAUGUUCAUCUUCUUUCUGUCGCCUAUUGUGGAGUGAUUGUCACCGGGAUUACGUACUGGUUGCAAGUAUGGGCUAUAGAGAAGAAAGGCCCAGUAUUUACAGCCAUGUUCACUCCAUUUGCACUCAUCAUAACAGCAAUCUUCUCAUCAUUCCUGUGGAAGGAGGUUCUUCACGUGGGAAGUGUUUGUGGGGCCAUAUUGCUGGUGGGAGGUCUGUAUGGGGUUCUGUGGGGGAAGAACAAAGAAGGAAAAGGGGAAACAAAUGAACAAAAAGCAGAAUCCAAAGAGGAAGUAGUGUUGGAGAGCAUUUCAACACAUCAGUGACUCAUGAUGGGCAUAUAUGCAAAUAUAGCUUUCAGUGAGGAUAUGUUCCCAACAAAUUAGGUUGUGCCUAAUAGCAUAUCUUUACUAGCUAGCUAGGGGAAUCAUUCCUAACUUGGAACAGUAUAGCUUGUACAAUUCUCAAGUGUUUUGUUUUGUUUUGUUUUAGGGUAUUGCUACAUCCCCUAAAAAUACCCCUUUAAUCCCCAUAAUUUCCAUAUCAAGUUAAAAAAAAAAGAAAA